Messenger RNA from Ananas comosus (pineapple), 2227 nucleotides. Its product is annotated as chaperone protein DnaJ. The transcript is spliced from 11 exons. Lineage: Eukaryota; Viridiplantae; Streptophyta; Magnoliopsida; Poales; Bromeliaceae. Bases 38 to 1666 code for a protein of 542 amino acids. Gene Ontology annotation, cellular component: cytoplasm. Gene Ontology annotation, biological process: protein refolding; response to heat. Gene Ontology annotation, molecular function: heat shock protein binding; ATP binding. The record is from RefSeq and is a predicted model, not a curated record.
UCUGCAGGAGCCCCCGAGCUCUCGCCCCACCCCGUCAAUGGCGACGAGCCCUCUCCUCCUCUCAAACCCUAGCCUCUCCUUCUUCCUUCCACCCCUCUCACCUCGGCGGCGGAGCCUCUCCUCCGCCGCCGCAGCGGAGCCGCGCUUCUCCCCCCUGCGGGUGGCGCCGCGGGUCGGCCAUCGCCGCCGCCUCCGCCUCUGCGGGGUGGCCGCGGCGAAGGGCGACGCGGCCGCGGCGGCGGCGACGAAGGACUACUACGUGACGCUCAAUCUCCGCCGCAACGCCACUCUCCAGGAGAUCAAGAGCUCCUACAGGAGCCUCGCCCGUAAGUAUCAUCCUGACAUGAACAAGAGCCCAGGUGCAGAAGAAAAGUUCAAGGAGAUUAGUGCUGCAUACGAGGUGCUAUCAGAUGAGGAGAAAAGGUCUUUAUACGAUCGUUAUGGUGAAGCGGGCUUGCAACGAGACAAUGGAGGACCAAAUGUUGGCCCACAAGGGGUAGAUCCUUAUGAAGUCUUUAAUGCGUUCUUUGGUGAGUCAAGUGGACUUUUUGGAGCUGACAUAGAUCCUGGGGGAAUCAGAUUUAGUACAAAAGACAACCGUCGCCAGGAUCUUGAUAUUCGCUACGGCCUUUCGUUGACCUUUGAAGAAUCAGUUUUUGGAGGAAGACAAGAAUUUAAUAUUUCUCGUUUUGAAACCUGUGACGACUGUAAUGGUUCAGGUGCGAAAUCUAGCAAUUCCAUAAAGCCGUGCGCUGAGUGUGGAGGUAGGGGUGGAGUAAUGAAAACUCAAAGAACACCCCUUGGUGUAGUUUCUCAGAUAUCUACUUGUGCAAAAUGCGAUGGGGAGGGCAAGAUAAUCACUGAACAUUGCAAACGUUGCAGUGGUGAAGGCAGAGUACAAGCAAAGCGAAAUAUCAAACUGGAUAUACCAGCUGGUAUUGAUGAUGGAUAUACCAUACAAAUGCAGGGAGAAGGAAACAUCAAUAAGAAAAAGGGUAUAAAGGGUGAUCUCUAUAUCUCCAUCCUUGUCAAAGAAAAGCAAGGAAUCGGAAGGGAUGGGAUUAAUUUGUACUCGGAUAUAAGCAUUGAUUAUACUGAAGCAAUUCUUGGAACUAAAGUCAAGGUUGAAACAAUUGAAGGGUACAGAGAUCUCCAAAUUCCUUCUGGUACCCAACCGGGAGAAAAGCUGAAAUUUGCUAACUUGGGAGUUCCGCACAUCGAUGUACCUUCAGUUCGAGGCGAUCACUACUUUAUUGUAAGGGUAGAGAUCCCAAAGAAUAUCAGUAAUGCGGAACGCUUGCUAGUUGAACAACUAGCCUCUUUAAAGAAAACCAAGGAUUAUCCUAUAUCAGCAGAGGAAAUACUCUCCAACAACAACAAUAAACUUAAGUCGGGGAAUCGAAGGAACCCUCCUUCAAAGAGGAGUAAAUUCUGGAGCUCUAUCAGGAACUUGUUUGGAGGAGGCCGAGGUUCCACGGAAUUUGCAUCUCUGAGUGUGCUAGCACCAGUACCGGCACGGCCUCUUCAAAGAUCAGUUGAUCCUGCAGUUUCAGUAUCCAUAUUUGGGGUUUUACUCUUAGCAUUCUUCGUCUCCUUAAGAGGUAGAACUAUUCGCUGCUUAUUUCUAAAGAAUCACCCUUCAACUCUACCUAGAUUUGUCAAAUGAGACGGAUAACUAAUUAAAUACCCCAACGUUUUCUUAAAAAAAGGAAAACAAAAUCUUCAUAGCAUUAUCUCAUCUCAAUAUAUGGAAAUACUCUCCCUAUCGCGGGAGAAUAUUCAGUAAGUUUUAAGAUCCUCUCAAUUUUGCUAUGCUCGCGUAAUCUUUAUAUGAAUCAGGGGAUGGUGUAUUAUGUGAUGUAUUUUCUCAUAUUUUCAUUCUUCCUAUAAACGAAAAUACAAGCAUUUAUAGAGACCUUUUUUGAUCUGGAAAUAUCAUCAUGAAAUGUGAAUCUGAAACAAAAAAAGAAAAGAAAAGAAAAGAUGGCAAUUAGCUUAUCGUGUUGCUCAGUAGUUUGAAUGGAGUACACUCUGUUUGCUCAUUUAUUGACACAAAAAAGUCGGAGAUCUAAUGUUUUAUUUGUAUUUUUGUUUCAUAUUUUUUAUAGUUUAAUUGUAUAUCCUUAUGUUUUAUCUCAACCCUGAUCAACUAUUCUUUCUCUCACACUCUGGAUUUUCUUUGUAGUGGUUACUUGAAAUGGAGAAAAAUGUAUAGAACUUAUCUGAA